Histoplasma capsulatum G186AR is the source of this 519-nucleotide messenger RNA. RefSeq names its product cytidine deaminase. Gene Ontology annotation, cellular component: cytosol. The record is from RefSeq and is a predicted model, not a curated record. NCBI's taxonomy places the organism in Eukaryota, Fungi, Ascomycota, Eurotiomycetes, Onygenales, Ajellomycetaceae. The transcript is spliced from 5 exons. Bases 1 to 519 code for a protein of 172 amino acids. Gene Ontology annotation, molecular function: zinc ion binding; cytidine deaminase activity.
AUGUCCACUAGUAGCCAAGUAUCGGCCGCAGAGCUUCAAACCCUCUCCUCGAAAGCCAUCGCUGCGAAGGAGGCAGCACAUUGCCCAUACUCGAAAUUCCGCGUGGGUGCCUGUCUACUUACGGAGGAAAGGGAGUUCAUUGUCGGCGCCAACGUCGAGAAUGUUAGCUAUCCUGUCGGCGUGUGCGCGGAAAGAUGUGCUUUUUCAACCGCUGUUGUAGGCAUCCGAGAUUACACCAUGCUUUCCCCUUCAAGCUCCUUAUAUGUUGUUUUCUAUUACCUUGCGUUCAUCCCGAUAUGGGAUUUAAUCGUAGCCGGACACAAAAACUUCAAGGCCAUCGCCGUCGCGACGGACAUUGUCCCGGGUGCAUCCCCGUGCGGGAUGUGUAGGCAGUUCAUGAGAGAAUUCUGCCCUCCUUCUUUCCCAGUUUACAUGUACGGAGGGGAUGGCCAAUAUACGGUGAAGACAAUGGGGGAGCUUCUCCCAAAUUCUUUUGGGCCUAAUGAUCUUCCACAGUAA